UUGCAUCGAAACAUGCGGAACCCACGAACGAGGCCGCCAAGGACAGAGACGCACACUUAGCAACAGACGACAAAGUGGUUGCCAUAGCGGACGGUACCACCGACUGCCUAGAAGACGCGAUUGGAGAGACCUGGCUGAGAGUACUGAGUGCUGAGUUUGAGAAGAGUUAUUUCAAAACC
Messenger RNA from Sphaeroforma arctica JP610, 179 nucleotides. RefSeq lists its product as hypothetical. NCBI's taxonomy places the organism in Eukaryota, Ichthyosporea, Ichthyophonida. The transcript has a single exon. The record is from RefSeq and is a predicted model, not a curated record. The annotation marks the transcript as partial.